Mesorhabditis spiculigera is the source of this 1602-nucleotide messenger RNA. NCBI's taxonomy places the organism in Eukaryota, Metazoa, Nematoda, Chromadorea, Rhabditida, Rhabditidae. The record is from the annotation of a GenBank genome assembly.
AUGAAAAAAGUCGCUGAGAACCUGGCGCAUCAGGCCAAUGAAGCUGAUGUGCUGGUGAUUUGGACGGAUUGCGAUCUCGAAGGCGAGCAUAUUGCGUGGCAGAUCAAGAACAUUUGUCUCAAUUUCAACCCCCGAAUGAAAGUUUACAGAGCCAAUUUUUUCGAAGUAACGGAGGUCGAGGCCCGCUCGGCACUGACCAAUCUCCGGUCGUUAAACAAGAAUAUGAUCGAGGCUGUGAAUUGCCGCUAUGAACUCGAUCUACGCCUAAGUAUUGCUUUCACGUGCCUUCAAACUAAAGCCUUGAGAAAACAUGAUCCGACCUUAUUUGGCACAGGAAAUGAAGAUUUUAUUACAUUCGGAAGCUGCCAAUUUCCGACCCUUGGUCUUGUUGUCGGAAGGGUCAAGGCCAUUCAACAGUUCGUUCCCAAGUCAUUUUGGGAGAUCAAGGUGCACCAUGUCAAGGAUGGUGUUAAGACGGAAUUCGUCUCGGACAAGAAAAGAAAGUUGGACGCGACGAAGGCGCAGGUUCUAUUUGAUGCGGCAAAACAGGUCGAGAAUGCCAGCGUUGAAAGCGCCACUACGCAGAUUACGGAAUUUCUGAAAUUGGCUGCGCAACAACUGGACAUCAUUCCCUCUACGGCUCUGGGCGUGGCCACCAGGCUUUACGAUCGGGGGCUCAUCUCAUUUCCCAGAACCGCGGCGAAUCGUUUUCCCGACUCCAAGUCCGAUAUUUUCCUUCGGGAACUCGUGGAAAAAUUUACAGAAGAUCCGGAUUCGGAAGUAGGCCGUUACGCGAAGAAAAUAUUGGAACAGCCGGGAGGGCCUGCCGCGAAUGAUGGCGACAAAUCCAUUGGUCCUGAGCGUCCAAUUUAUCCGGUCAGAUACGCUACAAGGGGCCAGUUCUUGAAAAAGGACGAUUUGGGCUGGAGUGUUUUUCAGCUGAUCGUCCGCCAUACGUUGGCGUCUCUCAGCAGCGAUGCGCGUGGAGAAGAGACCAAAGUGACGAUUCGGCUUGGCGGCGAGAGUUUCACGGCGACGAGCCUGCAGAUUGAAGAACCGGGCUAUUUGGAGAUCUGCCCAUACGACAAGCCGAUCGAGAAAAGUGUCGGAAAGUACGAUCACGGCGAGACUAUCACCGACCAUCAGAUCCGAAUGUUCGAGCCGAAAACUGAACCUCCGCCCUUGUUGACUGAAGCUGCUUUGAUCGAUCAGAUGGAUGAGAAUGGAAUCGGAACGGUGUACGGCAAUCAUAUCCGAUCCCAAGAAAAUUCCAGACAUUCCAAAGCGAUCCAGAGGCGCAAAUAUGUGAUCCUGGAUGAGAACAAGUGUUUGGUUCCGACCCAUUUGGGAAUCACCUUGAUUGAAUGGUACAAUGCCAUAGGACUUCCUCUGGCUAAUCCAGGAAUGCGUGCCCAUCUAAAGAAGGAGAUCAUGAAGAUUGCCGCCGGCACGAAGACCAAGGAUCAGGUACUCAAGGAGCAACUGGCGGCGUAUCGACGAUGGUUGGGAAUCGCCGAGCAGAACACCGAUCGACUAAUCGCCAUCUUUGAGAGGAACUACAAAGCUUCCGCAGACCCGUGCUACUCCUAUCAAAAGGCCGUC